Neurospora hispaniola is the source of this 296-nucleotide messenger RNA. RefSeq lists its product as uncharacterized. The record is from RefSeq and is a predicted model, not a curated record. The transcript is spliced from 2 exons. Bases 1 to 186 code for a protein of 61 amino acids. Lineage: Eukaryota; Fungi; Ascomycota; Sordariomycetes; Sordariales; Sordariaceae.
AUGUCUGACAACAACGACGCUGCUAAGAAGGAAGAGGAGAAGAGGAAGAAGCAAGAGGAAACUGCUAAGAAACUGAUCGCGGAGGAGGAGAAGAGACAGGAGGCGAUCAGGAAGGCCUGUGCACAUAUGCAAGCGAAAAUCGACAAGGAGAAGGCGGAGGAGGCUGCUAAGAAGCAGAGCAAGUAGACUUGUUGUGAUGCUUGGAUCAGCGUGGCCAGCCACUGCAGCCAGCCUUGGAUGUUGAACAUGACGGGGGUUUGAUAAAGUCUGGUGAUGAUCCCGUGGGAAUCGGUGGG